Pan troglodytes (chimpanzee) is the source of this 7958-nucleotide messenger RNA. RefSeq names its product zinc finger protein 823. The coding region runs from base 5591 to 7522 and encodes 643 amino acids. The transcript has 3 exons. The record is from RefSeq and is a predicted model, not a curated record. NCBI's taxonomy places the organism in Eukaryota, Metazoa, Chordata, Mammalia, Primates, Hominidae. Gene Ontology annotation, cellular component: nucleus. Gene Ontology annotation, biological process: regulation of transcription by RNA polymerase II. Gene Ontology annotation, molecular function: RNA polymerase II cis-regulatory region sequence-specific DNA binding; DNA-binding transcription activator activity, RNA polymerase II-specific.
UUGCCUCAGUCUGUUUGAUUCAUGCUGCUGUCUGAGGUGUGGGUCACCCACUUCACUCUCAUAUUCCACGGCUCAUAGGACUUGAAUUGUUUCAUUUUUGCUGGACUUUGUUGACAAUGUCAUCUUUGUUUUUGUCCCCAAAUGCUAACACUUUAUACAUUUUGUACAUAUAGGGGGAAAUGUGCUGGGUUGUGGAUUAUGGAUAAAUUUAAAUGUGCUAGGAAAACCCGUUGGCAUGUAUGGAUUAACCAGCAGACCAUGUGUGCAUGUGUGUUUAUUCCUUAUAAAUAUUUAUCUCCAUGUGAUUAGAUGUUGCUUUUUACUGAUUAACAUCGGUGUUGAGCAUUUUUUCUGUAUGGCCUUUCAUCUACUGUGAAAUAAUUUUCAGCCAUUUUCUCAUUAAUUAAUUAAUUAAUUAAUUUUUAAGUCAGGGUCUUGCACUGUCACCCAGGUUGGAGUGCAGUUCUGGGAUCAUGGCUCACCACAGCCUCAGAUUCCUGGGCUCAAACAAUCCUCCUGCCUUCGUCUCCUAUGUAGCUGGAACUACAGGCACAUGCUACCAUCCCUGGCUAAUUUUUAAAUUUUUUGUAGAGAUGAGGUUUUGCCAUGUUGCUUAGGCUGUUCUCAAACUCAAGCAGUCCUCCCACUCCAACCUCCCAGAGUAUUGGGAUGACAGGCAUAAGUCACGCACAACUCUUCUUAAUUUUCAGAGUUGAAUUUCUCAGUCCCUUCCUUUGGGACCUACUUUAUUUUCUUACAUAAGAAAACAGCCAGGCACGGUGGCUCACACUUGUAAUCCCAGCACGUUGGGAGGCUGAGGCAGGCAGAUCAUCUGAGGUCGGGAGUUUGAGACCACCCUUACCAACAUGGUGAAACCCUGUCUCUACUAAAAAUACAAAAUUAGCUGGGCAUGAUGGCACAGGCCUGUAAUCCCAGCAACUUGGGAGGCCAAGGCAGAAGAAUCACUUGACCCCAGGAGACAGAGGUUGCAGUGAGCCAAGAUCAUGCCAUUGCACUCCAGCCUGGGCAACAAGUGCGAAACUCCGUCUCAAAGGAAAAAAAAAAAAAAAAAAAAAAAGAUUCUUUACUCAGGGACAAGAUAUAAGCCCUGGAUCAUAAGACCUCCCCAAACAGGUUAAUUUGAAAGCCUUCCAAACGUAACUUGUAGGAUAGUACAAGGUGACCUAAUGCCUAAAUAUCAGACCAGUGACCAAGUUUCCGUCUUAGAGGAAACUUGUUUUUCCUGGUAGACACCUUAUGGCCCAUUGUCUGACCAGUUUUUCUUUUAUUACUACCAAGAUAGCCACUGCCAAAAUAAUCUUACAAAGAAAGCCCUGACUGGGUAAAAAUUAGAUUCAGGUAUAUUGGUCAGGUAAGACACAGAGGAAGCAACUCAACAAAAUGCAAGAAAUAACAGAAACUAUGUAUUAUUUAGAGAUCCCAGAAAGAAGAGGUUAGCACACAUUGAAAGCCAGUAGGUACUGGGAAGCCAUCUAGUACAUGUGUAUUUUGCUAUGUGGUUUUAUAAGUUUUGCCUUAUGUAUUUUGAUGAUUUGUUUUAUGAGCAUAGAUAUUAACGAUUAUUAUGUCUUCUUGUAUAACUGACUUCUUUAUCUUUAUGAAAUCUCUUCAUCCCCUGUAUCCUUCCUUGACCUAAAACCUGAUUUAUCUAAAUUUAAAAUAGCUAGUCCAUAUUUCUUUUGAUUAGGGCUAGAAUGGCAUAUAUUCCUCCAUACCUUUAUAUUUAAUGUAUUUGUAUCUUUCAGUUUAAAAUGGUUUUCAUGUACACAUUGCUGGGCCUUGUUUUAUUUGUUUUUUUUUUUUUUUUGAGACAGAGUCUUGCUCUGUUGCCCAGGCUGAAAUGAGGUGGCACAAUCUCGGCUCACUGCAGCCUCCGCCUCCCGGGUUCAAGUGAUUCUCAUGCCUCAGCCUCCCAAGUAGCUGAGAUUACAGGCAUGCACUGCCACGCCUGGCUAAUUUUUUUGUAUUUUUAGUAGAGAUGGGGUUUCAUCAUGUUGGACAGGCUGGUCUCAAACUCCUGGCCUCAAGCAAUGCGCCCGCCUCAGCAUUCCAAAAUGCUGGGAUUACAGGCGUGAGCCACUGUGCCCUUCCAGCCUUGUUUUUUUAAUUCUAUUCAGCCAGUCCAUGUCUUUUUAACUGGUAUAUGUAGAUAAUACACAUUCAAAGUGGUAUUGACAUAAUUGGAUUAAUAUGUACAUAUGUUAAUUGUUUUCUAUUCUUAUACUUGACUGUUUUUUCAACUUCUCCACUUUUUCUGCUUUCAUUUUAACUGAGCAUUCUAUAUGAUUCUAUUUGCUUGCUUCUAUCAGUAUAGUAAGUCUACUUGUUUCUUAAAUUUUAUUAGCAAAUUCCCUAUAGUUUGUAGUAUACCAUAUAUAACUAAUGGACCUUCAGUUUCAAAUAAUGCUAUACUGGCUUUGGGAGUAGUGCUGGUAUUACUUACUGUUCCAAAUUCCUUCCUCCCAUCCCAUAUAACAUCACUGUUAUUCAUUUGCCCUAUCGGAAGCUGUUACUACCCAAUACAUUGCUAGUAUUAUUUCAAACAAAUUUGUAUCUGUUAGAUCAGGUAGUAUAAGAAAAGUAUGCCAUAAUAUACCUGUGUGCUUUUCAGUACCCUAAUUUCUGAAGGAAAUUUUAUCUCCAGCUUUUCUUCCCAAGACUUAGUAGGUCUGCUGUUCGUCUUAACCGUAAUCUGUGGUUCCAGGUGGUUGAAGGCUUUCUGUGUAUUUUGCAACAUUUUGAAGCAGUUCUUGCCAUGUUUGACCCUGAUUGGGUUCCAUCACUGAUGAAAUGGAAAAGAGAGCCUUGGCCGGGCGCUGUGGCUCACGCCUGUAACCCCAGCACUUUGGGAGGCUGAGGCGGGUGGAUUACGAGGUCAGGAGAUCGAGACCAUCCUGGCUAACACGGUGAAACCCCGUCUCUACUAAAAAUACAAAAAAAUUAGCUGAUCGUGGUGGCGGGCACCUGUAGUCCCAGCUACUUGGGAGGCUGAGGCAGGAGAAUGGCAUGAACCUGGGAGGCGGAGCUUGCAGUGAGCCGAGAUCGCGACACUGAACUCCAGCCUGGGCGACAGAGCGAGACUCCGUCUCAAAAAAAAAAAAGAAAAAAAAGAAAGAAAAGAGAGUCUGUUUCAGACCUUUGGAUAGUCCUUGUACCAACUGGAAAAUACAAAGGCAAUAAUUUGCAAGUAAGACCUGAUCUGCUGUCUCUAGGGAUCCACAUUGAAAACUUGGUCUGCUGUCUUCAAGACUGGCUCUGAUGUGAGGAGGGAUUGGGACAAGGACAAAUAAAAACUCCACAAAGCUUUUCGACCAUUUUUUGCUUUCCUUUUUCUGUUUGUUUAUCUCCCUGUUAAUAGUAUAGGAUGCCGAAUAUUAUAGUUUAAAAAUCCUUUAUCUGUUUUUGGAAAGCUGUAACUUUCUUGGUUAGAAGGUUUUUUGGGGCGGUUUCUUUUUUUGUUGUUAUUGUUUUUUGUUUGUUUGUUUGUUUUGAGAUGGAGUCUCACUCUGUCUCCAGGCUGGAGUGCAGUGGCAUGAUCUUGGCUCAUUGCAGUAUCCGCCUCCCAGGUUCAAGCGAUUCUCCUGCCUCAGCCUCCUGCGUAGCUGGGAUGACAGGUGCGCCACCACACCCAGCUAAUUUUUUUUGUAUUUUUAGUAGAGACGGGGUUUCACCAUGUUGGCCAGGAUGGUCUCGAUCUCCUGACCUUUUGAUCUGCCCCCCUAGGCCUCCCGAAGUGCUGGGAUUACAGUCGUGAGCCACCACACCCUGCCGGUUAGGUUUUUAACCUUUUCAGAUAUUUGUGACUUUUAUUAGAUUUGGUAAUAUAAUCUUUGUUGACUGCUAAAAGUCUCUUUAGGAAUUUAGGAAAUAUUAUAGAUAAUCAUGAGAGGUGACAUUGAGUUUUUUCUUAGAACAUGUGCAAUCUUUCCCUGUCUUUCCUCCUCCUUUGUCAUUAUCCAAUGAAAAAUGUAUAAUUUUUCCAUUGAGAUAGUGAGAUAUUUUUUAUUAGUCUUUUGUCAUGCUUAACUACAUUUGGUCUAAUGGAAACCAGUUGCCAGUUUCCAAAUGUUCUCUCUUAGUGUAAUUGCAUAGGAUGGGCUAAAUAUCCCAUGUAACAAGUUGCAACCAAACACGUGAAAUGUUAGCUACUAGGGUCCCUCAGUAGCGAUCCAGUGUCCAGAGUGUUUCUUCAUAACUGUCUUAGUCUGUUUUUUGUUACUUAUAACAGGAUUACCUGAGCCUGGGUAAUUUAUAAAAAAAAAAAAAAACCACUAUUUUUUUAUACUUCUGGAGACUGAGAAGCCCAAAGUCAAGGCUUAGCAUCUGGUAAGAGCCUCCUUGCUGGUGGGGACUCUGCAGAGUCCCUAGGUGGCACAGGGUAUCUCAUGGCCAGGGGCCCAGUGUUAAUUCAGGUCUCUUCCUCUUCUCAUAAGGACACUAGGCCUACUCCUGAGAUACCCCAUUUAUUCAUUAAGCCAUUAAUCUAUGAAUGGAUUAGUACAUUCCUGAGGUCCAAACCCUCAAGAUCCAAUCAAGUCUUAAAGCCCCACAUUUCAUUAUUGUCAUAUUGAGGAUGAAGUUUCAGCAUGAGUUUUGGAGAGCACAAGCAUUCUAACUUGUGCUGUGGCUAACAGGUAUUCUCUCUCUGCUGAUCAUGUAACAAACUUCCAAACUCUCAGAGGGGGAAUAGGAGUUAAGUUAAAAAAAAAUUAUAUAUAUAUAUGUAUUUUUUAUUUUUUACUUUUAUUAUAUUUUUUGAGACAGGAUCUCAUUCUGUUGCUUAGGCUGGAGGGAGUACAGCGGCAUGAUCACGGCUCACUGCAGCCCCAACCUCGUGGGCUUGGGUGAUCCUCCCACCUCAGCAUCCUGGGUAGCUGGGACUACAGGCAUGCGCCACCACAUCUUGCUUUUUUUUUUUUUUUUUUGUAUUUUUUGUAGAGACAAGGUCUCACCAUGUUUCCCAGGCUGGUCUCAAACUCCUGGGCUUAAGUGUUCCACCUGUCUUGGCCUCCCAAAGUGCUGGGAUUAUAGGCAUGAGCCACUGAGUCAGACCUAGUUUUAUUUUUUGUUGAGAAAAGGGCUUACUAUGUUGCCCAUGCUGGUCCUAAACUCCUGUUCUUAAGUGAUCCUUCCACUUUGGCCCCGCAAAGUGAUGGGAUUGCAGGCCUAAGUCGCCAUGCCUGGCCCCUAUAUUUUGCAUAAACAGUUUAGGCACACUCAGCCUCUGUUAUUAGUUACAUUAGUGGGAUCCGGUGCCUAGACACCAUGAAAGAUCCAAGUUUGCAAAUGAGCAUUUGUCAGGAUAUGCAGUUUCAGGACUGGGAGUGGUAACUCUUCUACACAAUAGGUAGUUGUACUUUGUCAUGAUAAGAACUACACAGACCGCUGUAGAAAUAGACAUCAGGGGUGACGCAGGCAAUAAGACUCACUCACUUAACUCACCAACAAGAGGCAGGUUCCUAUUCAACUGUUACUUUACCAAACACAUUCAACUAAAGCAUCACAAUGGCUUUGUGGGAAAAAGUGAGUGUAGACAAAAUAAGAGUGGGUUUACUAUGUCAUCCAAUAAAUGCUUGGAAACCACAGCAUCAUGCAAAGUUUAUGCAGUGAGUAUGGAUUCUCAGUGCUGUCCAUCUCAACCUUCCUCCUCUGCACAUGUGGGAUGUUUCAGGACUCAGUGGCCUUUGAAGAUGUGGCUGUGAACUUCACACAAGAGGAGUGGGCUUUGCUGGGUCCAUCACAGAAGAGUCUCUACAGAAAUGUCAUGCAGGAAACCAUUAGGAACCUGGACUGUAUAGAAAUGAAAUGGGAGGACCAGAACAUUGGAGAUCAGUGCCAAAAUGCCAAGAGAAAUCUAAGAAGUCAUACAUGUGAAAUUAAAGAUGACAGUCAAUGUGGAGAAACUUUUGGCCAGAUUCCAGAUAGUAUUGUGAACAAGAACACUCCUCGAGUAAAUCCAUGUGACAGUGGUGAGUGUGGAGAAGUCAUCUUGGGUCAUUCGUCUCUUAAUUGCAACAUCAGAGUUGACACUGGACACAAAUCAUGUGAGCAUCAGGAAUAUGGAGAGAAGCCGUAUACACACAAACAACGUGGGAAAGCCAUCAGUCAUCAGCACUCCUUUCAGACACAUGAAAGGCCCCCUGCCGGAAAGAAACCCUUCGAUUGUAAAGAAUGUGCAAAAACCUUUAGUUCUCUUGGAAACCUCCGAAGACACAUGGCGGCACACCAUGGAGAUGGACCUUAUAAAUGUAAGUUGUGUGGGAAAGCCUUUGUUUGGCCCAGUUUAUUUCAUUUGCACGAAAGAACACACACUGGAGAGAAACCGUAUGAAUGUAAGCAGUGUUCUAAAGCCUUUCCUUUUUACAGUUCCUAUCUAAGACAUGAAAGAAUCCACACGGGAGAGAAAGCGUAUGAAUGUAAGCAGUGUUCCAAAGCCUUUCCUGAUUACAGUACCUAUCUAAGACAUGAGAGAACUCACACCGGAGAGAAACCCUAUAAAUGUACACAAUGUGGGAAAGCCUUCAGCUGUUACUAUUACACUCGACUACAUGAAAGGACUCACACGGGAGAACAACCCUAUGCAUGUAAGCAAUGUGGGAAAACGUUUUAUCAUCACACAAGCUUUCGAAGACACAUGAUAAGGCACACUGGAGAUGGACCACAUAAAUGUAAGAUAUGUGGGAAAGGCUUUGAUUGUCCUAGUUCAGUUCGAAAUCAUGAAACUACUCACACUGGAGAGAAACCCUAUGAAUGUAAGCAGUGUGGGAAAGUGUUAUCUCAUAGCUCGAGCUUUCGAAGUCACAUGAUAACACACACAGGAGAUGGACCCCAGAAAUGCAAGAUAUGUGGGAAAGCCUUUGGUUGUCCCAGUUUAUUUCAAAGACAUGAAAGGACUCACACUGGAGAGAAACCCUAUCAAUGUAAACAAUGUGGUAAAGCCUUCAGUCUUGCCGGUUCCCUUCGAAGACAUGAAGCAACUCACACUGGAGUGAAACCCUAUAAAUGUCAGUGUGGGAAAGCCUUUAGUGAUCUCUCUUCCUUUCAAAAUCAUGAGACAACUCACACUGGAGAGAAGCCAUAUGAGUGUAAGGAAUGUGGGAAAGCAUUCAGUUGUUUCAAAUACCUUUCUCAACAUAAAAGGACCCACACAGUAGAAAAACCUUAUGAGUGUAAAACAUGUAGGAAAGCCUUCAGUCAUUUCAGUAACUUAAAAGUCCAUGAAAGGAUUCACUCUGGAGAGAAGCCAUAUGAAUGUAAGGAAUGUGGAAAAGCAUUCUCUUGGCUCACUUGCCUUCUACGACAUGAAAGAAUUCACACUGGAGAGAAACCCUAUGAAUGUCUACAAUGUGGUAAAGCCUUCACUCGUUCCCGUUUCCUUCGAGGACAUGAAAAAACUCACACUGGAGAGAAGCUGUAUGAAUGUAAGGAAUGUGGGAAAGCAUUGAGUUCUCUCCGUUCCUUGCAUAGACAUAAAAGGACUCACUGGAAAGAUACUCUCUAAAUGUAUGGAAUGUGGGAAAACAUUCAGUACUUUAAUUUCAGAAACUUGAAAGAACUCACUUUGGAGAUAGACCCUAUGAAUGUAAACAUGGGAUAAAGCCUUAAGUAGUUUCAAUUUUUUUAAAUACAGUUAUCCCCCAAUAUAUUGCAGGGGAUUGGUUCCAGCACCCUCUAAAUCCACAGAUGCCAAGUCCUUUGUUAUAUGGCAUAUUUGCAUGUAACCUAUGCAUAUCCUCCAGUAUACUGUGUAAAUCAUCUCUAGAUGACUUUUAAUACCUCAUGCAUUGUAAAAGCUAUGUAAAUAGUUGUUUGAUUGUAUUGUUUAGAGAAUCAUGACAAGAAAAAUAGUCUCUACAUGUUCAAUGCAGACACAACCAUUGCAGGCCCACCUACGUGGUAUAUGUCACCCAGAACAUUAAAAUUUGUUUUAACGUUCA